Molecule: messenger RNA, 2460 nt
Organism: Gaeumannomyces tritici R3-111a-1
Lineage: Eukaryota; Fungi; Ascomycota; Sordariomycetes; Magnaporthales; Magnaporthaceae
Exons: 1
Coding region: 1-2460 (819 amino acids)
Source: RefSeq, a predicted model, not a curated record
AUGGGCCCGGAUUCGGACGAAAAUGAAGUCGACUGGAGUGACCCCAAUACCAUGAGGCAGCUGACAGGCAUGGACGUUCCCGCCAAGCCCCCUGCCCAGGUUCAGCGCGAGGCCGAAAGUCUGGCGCAAAGGACCCUGGCCCACUACACAACUCUCGGCGCCAUACUCGACCGCCACGAGGCCAGCAUCCAAAAGCGCUGGGCCAAGCGCACGGAAAAUACACGCCUCAAGGUGCUACUGGACUUGUGGCCCGGCAUGCCGGCCACCCACCGGCCAGACUUUGAUGCUUUUCGGAAGAGGUUGUCUGAUCCAGGGCCCUACAUGUGGCCCCAGGUCAACCAGGAGGACUUGUGCAAGCCCAGGAACCUGUCGCUCCUCCUCAACUCGCGGGGUCGGCAUCACCCAUCCAACUUUGCCGCGGCAGACGGCGACGCAAUGCACAUUGGAAUGGUGACCAUGAAUUUGACGCCGAUUUUCCUCAACGAGUACGUCAUGGUCCUCAACGGUGUCGCCACCGACGACUCGGGCUUCAAGUAUGGGCAGCUCUUGAGCUGGGACGAUCACGAAGACGCCUUUGACUGGAUGAACACGCACACGCAAUUCCUACCCGGCGAAGGUCUGCUCAUCCUGGAAGCUCAGGAACGCCUCCUCAGCUUCCUAGUCGCCUUCUGCAAGACCAUGCUGCACGAUGUUCCCACAGCAUCACUCACCACAGGACCGAUCGAGCCAGAGCCGAGCAUCCAAACGGAGUUGGAGCUUAAUGGCUUUGACAAUCUGGCCGUCAUGGCCGCCGAGGGCCCUUACCGCGUGCCUGCCAAUCUCGACAUGGACCGCAUGUGCGCCCUGCUGGCCGCUCGCGUCUCGGCCGCCGAGGACGAUAUAUGGGCACUUCGCGAGGACCCGGGCUACUUUGCCGAGUAUGUCACCGAGAUUCUGGAGCACAGGCAGGAGAUGGUCAGAGACACGGGCGGCGCCUCGCAUCCUGUCGUGCGGCCGGGCCAGGACGACAUCUUCUGGGGCCGCGUUAUUGGAAACGCCGUGCUUGAAAGCCAUCUUGUGCUGGAGACGUACACGGAGCUCCUGCGGCAGGCGCGCGCGCUCAAGGUGCUUCAUGCCGAGCACGCCGCUAGGAUUUCCCCGAGGGAGCCCCUGCCCAAGGACUUCCUCGACGCGCUGCUCACCUUCCAACACUACCUCAACCAGGUGGCCAAAGGCCCUAUGGGGCAGCUCAAGGUCAAGGUGGUGGCCUCGCCGCCACUCCGGCGCUUAUUCGCACGCCUGCCCGCCGAAAACCUUACCAAUGUCAAAAUCAUAUCGAAACCAGGUGUUAGACGCACCGCCGUGGAAGGGCAGCUGAUGUGGCUCCUGACUACCAUCUGGGAAGGCGGUACACAGCUCUCCUUGUGCCGGCUAACGUCGGCCGUGGACGAACUCGAGCGGCUGAUGCAAGCCCAGUCUGAAGCUGACCGGCUCGUUUCCAACCACGUCCGCCGUGUCAUACACGACCUGUCCAUCGUAUCGCAGUGCCUUCGCCAGCUCGAAAUGUACCAGCCCUGGGCCAGCACUUUUGAGAACGCCAUGGUGGACCGCGAGAAAGCCAUCCAAAAGGAGUUUGCAGAGCACACCGCGUCGUGGGCUGCCAUCAUCAACUCGAUCGAUCAGGAGCAGCUCAUCCGGAAAGGGGUUGUGGCGCUCGGCAGGAUCGAGCCGGGCAAGUUUACCUACCCCGUCGACAAGCGGCGCACCAAGGGCAACGUCGAGGCGAUGCGCCGGGCCGAGGAGCGUCUGGACGCCUUUUGGGAGGCCAUGGACCGUGCCAUGCAUAAAAGGGCUGGCAACCUCGAGGGGACGGCUCUCAAGGCGUUGUUGCUCUCGCAGUCGCGCACACUCCAACGCACUCCCGCGUGGGUGGAGCCGGCGGCUGCAGCUGGUCGCAAGAAGAAUAAAGACGGCGGUGUUGCCGCCGACGACUUGGAGGAGCUGUACAAGCCGCUGUCCACGCUGUACUUUGGCCUUUCGAGCAAACAGGACACGUCCGUUUCUGCUACCCCCAAGACCAAGACGAAGACCAAGGGGACCGCGAACAUGUCCUCCGCGGGGGCAGAUCAGCGGGAGGAACAAACGCAGGAACAAGCUGAACCGCAGCCCACCUUUGCGGUCAACGCGCGGGCGCUCAAGGUGUUUCGCACGCUCUUCUUCACGCCCGACGCGUCCUCGACCCCGGGCGAGGUUCUAUGGACCGACUUCCUGCACGCCAUGGUCUCGGUCGGGUUCCAGGCCCAAAAGCUGGGCGGGUCCGUGUGGCAGUUCCGGCCGACGCAGUUGGAGGCGGAGCGGGCCAUCCAGCUUCAUGAGCCGCACCCGAACCCAAAGAUUCGCUUCAGGCAGGCGCGCCUCUACGGGCGGAGGCUGGAGCGGGCGUAUGGGUGGAACGGGGGGAUGUUUGUGCUCAAGGGCUGA